Messenger RNA from Fukomys damarensis (Damara mole-rat), 1742 nucleotides. It is a transcript of the gene Gsx1, whose product is annotated as GS homeobox 1. The record is from RefSeq and is a predicted model, not a curated record. Gene Ontology annotation, biological process: regulation of DNA-templated transcription. The transcript has 5 exons. Lineage: Eukaryota; Metazoa; Chordata; Mammalia; Rodentia; Bathyergidae. Gene Ontology annotation, molecular function: sequence-specific double-stranded DNA binding; DNA-binding transcription factor activity, RNA polymerase II-specific. The coding region runs from base 1 to 1041 and encodes 346 amino acids. Gene Ontology annotation, cellular component: nucleus.
AUGGCCAAAGGAUGUCUGCAGAUGGUGUCUGUGAGUUUAUUGCUGUAUGCUGCCACCUGGCUGAUCCCUGAGCUGCAGGCUUCUGCGAAGAGAGAAAAAAGAGAAGAUGGGGAACAUUUGGAAAGUCUCAAAAUCAAGCUUCCUUAUAAUAAGCCCCACCUCCUGGCUUCAGGCAGUGUCACCCAGAUGAAGCGGACAGGGAUGCUAGACUUCCAGGAUUUCCUUCUCGAGAAGACCACGCUUCUGGGUACGCCGGGCCGCUCCGUGACGCCGCUGAGCGGGGAGACCCCUUCCCGGCCACAGCCCGCCCCGCCGAGCUCAGCGAGGACGGAUCAAGCGCGCCUUCAUCGCGGGCAGCCGGAAAACACUCAGGGUUGCUGUUUUGCUCAGGAGCGCUCGGGCUCCGCGCUGCUGCUCUCGAGCGACCUGCGUGGGUACAACGCUGUCUCCUCGAGCCCUGCACUCCUGCCGACCUGCUUCAGCCUAGCGUCCUUCCCACCCUUCGGCUCGCAGUACUGCCACGCACCCCUGGGCCGCCAGCACACCGCCAUUUCGCCUGGGGUCGCCCAUGGACCGGCCGCCGCUGCCGCCGCCGCGCUUUACCAAACUUCCUACCCGCUGCCAGACCCUAGACAGUUUCACUGCCUCUCCGUGGACAGCAGCUCCAACCAGCUGCCCAGCAGCAAGAGGAUGCGCACGGCGUUCACUAGCACGCAGCUGCUAGAAUUAGAGCGCGAGUUCGCUUCCAAUAUGUACCUGUCCCGCCUUCGUCGCAUCGAGAUCGCGACUUACCUGAAUUUGUCCGAGAAGCAGGUGAAGAUCUGGUUUCAGAACCGCCGGGUAAAGCACAAGAAGGAGGGAAAGGGCACCAACCACCGCGGUGGCGCAGGGGGCGCCGCUGCGGGGGCCGGCGGGGGUGCACCGCAAGGUUGCAAGUGCGCAUCGCUCUCCUCGGCCAAGUGCUCCGAGGAUGACGACGAAUUGCCUAUGUCUCCGUCCUCCUCGGGGAAGGACGACCGGGAUCUCUCGGUCACUCCGUAGGCGCUCGUGUCCUUAGGCCGACCCACCCCAGGACCUCCCAGCAACGCCAAGACUGAUCCCGGGAUGCAGCGCUGGUUCCUAGGUACCCACUGCCAAUUGACUGCCUUGCACGGAUUUGGCACGGCUUUGCGGAAUCCCCCAGCUCUAGAAAGAGCUGAGGUUUUAGCAGAGACCUGGCGGUGGUAGCAGGGCCUGCAGGGCUCCCGGUGUCCAAAGAGAACUCCAAGCUGGGAACGCUGCAGCGCUCCAGUCCUCUUGGGCAGUGCAUGGCUAUGUCACGCCCGAUCAGCCCGGCGUCUAGCUGGCUACCCACUCCUCACCAGCCUUUUCCGGGCUGGCUCAAGCUUCCUCACUUCCUUUACUCUCCUAUACCCUCAGUGAAGCUCGGCCUUUGAUGUGGAUGUCCGCUUGCUUUCCUUUUUUUAAAUGUCUCUCCCUCUCAAUUCUUUUCUGUGGUUGCUUAAUUCACCCACACCCACUCCACAGGUUCAUGAGCUUUCCUCCCCUUUCCUGCUCCCGCCUCGCUAUCAGAAGUCCUUACAGCUUCAAAAUGUCCUAUGAUAUCCGUAUUGAGAGAACAGAUUUAUUUUGUUACCGAUCUGCUCUGCAAUUCCCCAAGCUCUUCUCCUUUGAUAUCUCUCUAACCCCCAGGUCCCACCCCGCCUGGGCCUAGCUGUGUAAUUGUAUGGUUUCUGUAAUAC